UCGCCUUAAAGCCCUAUUUGAAAUAUGUGCAAACCGUCAGGUUAUCUAAGUGCAGCUAAUUGAAAGAGUUCCUCCCAAGGUUAUAAGAAAAAGUGCCUGAGAGAGAAGCAAACUCCAGCCUGUGUUGAAACUCUAAUUCCCAGAGGCCUUUGUUCCUACAGCCCUCCAGUCUGAACAGAGAGCAGCCGUGACUCCCAGGACUCAAAGGCAAGCGCACUGCUUCAAUCCACGGAAGCCAUGACAAAGACAACCACUUGCGUAUACCACUUCCUUGUUUUGAACUGGUACAUUUUCCUCAAUUAUUACAUCCCACAUAUUGGAAAGGAUGAAGAGAAGUUAAAGGAAUUCCAUGAUGGUGGACGUUCAAAGUACUUGACACUCCUUAAUCUGGUCUUGCAGGCCGUCUUCUUUGGGGUCGCCUGCCUGGAUGAUGUGCUGAAAAGAAUCGUAGGAAGGAAAGACAUCAAGUUCAUCACAUCCUUCAGAGAUCUACUUUUCACCACACUGGCUUUUCCUAUCUCCACGUUUGUAUUCCUGGUAUUCUGGACCCUCUUUCACUACGAUCGAAGUCUCGUUUACCCCGAGGGCCUGGAUGAUUUCUUUCCAGCAUGGGUUAAUCAUGCAAUGCAUACCUCCAUAUUGCCCUUCUCGCUGGUUGAAGCCAUUCUCAGACCACACCACUAUCCAUCGAAGAAGCUAGGACUCGCCUUGUUGGGUACUUGUAACAUUGCCUACAUUAUCAGGAUCCUGUGGCGCUACUCUCAGACCGGAAACUGGGUGUACCCUGUGUUUGCCUACCUCAGCCCACUGGGUAUUAUCAUCUUCUUCUCAGCUGCUUACAUCCUGAAUGCCGGCAUCUACCUUCUUGGAGAGAAGAUCAAUCACUGGAAGUGGGGUGCCACAGUGAAGCCAUGGAUGAAGAAGAAAUGACUGCACACUAUUUUCCAAGAGCCAUGGAAGAAGAAACCUAAGAACUGGUCAUCUAUCUAUUAUUCUCAUUAUCAUUAUUUCUUUUGAGAUCAGUGGUAGACUAGCAUGGGGAGACAGAAAGGACAGAGAAUGAGGCAUACAUUUAAUAAAGGGUAUGAAGGGAGCUUUGCUUGAGAUCUCUUGGUUUUCUAAAAGGCUGAUAGACAAUUCCUGGUGUAUCAGAAUCCAUUGUUGUUGUCUGACCUCCAUGGAGGAUUGGUUCUGACUAAAAAGGUAGAAGAAGCAUGGGUAAACUUGAUGGUAGACUAUGUAGAGAAGGGGUGUGGAAAGAGUCAUCCAAUCACUUUACGGGGAGUAGGGGGGGGGGAGAUGGUGAAGACCCAGAUGACAAGUUAUAUCCAUCAAAACCAUUGUCAUGCUGGAAUAGCAGUGUACACGGGUAUUUCCAGCAUGCUGGAUGCUAAAUCAGAAAGAUCAUGAAUUCAAGGCUGUCCUGGGCGGUUGAGUAAGACCCUGUAGUGGUUUGAAAGAAAACGGCCCCCAAAGGGAGUGGUACUAGUAGGAGAUAUGGCUUUGUUGGAGUAGAUGUGGUCUUGUUAGAGGAAUGUGUCACUGUGGACACGGGCUUUGAGGUCCCAUAUAUGCUCAGGCCAUGCCCAGUGAGACAGAUUACUUCCUGUUGACUGCCUAUCAAGAUGAAGGGCUCUCAACUCCAGCACUGUGUCUGCCUACAUGCUACCAUGUUACACCAUGAUAAUGGACUAAACCUCUGAAAAUGUAAGCCACCCCAAAUAAAUGUUUUUCCUUUAUAAGA
Messenger RNA from Peromyscus maniculatus bairdii (prairie deer mouse), 1744 nucleotides. The record is from RefSeq and is a predicted model, not a curated record. NCBI's taxonomy places the organism in Eukaryota, Metazoa, Chordata, Mammalia, Rodentia, Cricetidae.